UUGUGCAGCUAGAGCAGCUGGAGCAGCGUAAUGGGGUCGCGAGAAACGCUCCAUUCAUGAACGAAAGGGAAGGAUACCCAGCAGGACAAUACACGCUCUCAGUGCUCUAUGUGCGAAGGUUUUUUCUUUUGAGAACGUUACACGGUGCUUUGCGUUUGUACGGCUACUCGUUGAAGAGAUAUUAUACCGAUGGGACAAGGAUUCGUGCUCCUGCGAAAGAGAGGACGAAAGAUUUCUUGCUCCUGCUGCUGGUAGCGCCAAAGUGCCAUGUACUCUCGCUUCAAGGCCCGUGGAGUCCGCGUGUGUGCCCUUUUAAUGCCGAUAGGCUCCAAUACUGGUGGUAGGCCGGAAAGGCACCAAAGCGGGACAGCCUUUGCUCUGUACGGCCUAGACUGCAGUCAGAACGCGACGACGGAGCAAGAGAAAUAAAACAAAAGGACAUUCGAAAACGAACAACGAGCAGCAAAAUUCUGCAGCAGUAUUCUUAGUGCUACAACUAGCGGAGCACACUACGAGUUUCUACUACGCUGCGCGAGGAUGUCGGGAAAAGUAUCCUGGCUCCACUAAGGGCUUCUGCACAUGAAAAACUAUUGCCCAUAACCAUUAAUCUCCUCGGCCGUGUACGUGCGUGCGUGUGCCCGUCCGUUCGACCGCAGCCGAUAUCGACGUUCGCGGAGUGUGGAACGAAAUUAGAACAAGCACCCGAAACCGUACACACGUGCACCCGUAUCAAGCACACAGAUAUUACAGAGGGACAGUGCGGCCGAUAAACCGAUCGAAUCCUCGGAAUCGGAAGAAAACGGUGCAGUGGUUGCAGUGCGGCCGCUAAACUAUAGCGCAAAGAAUAGAGAAACGCAAGGAUACUCAGGUGUACCGGACGAUGACGGGUCGAUUGCCAAGUGCUAGCAAUAAGUCGUGCUUGAAAGUAAAGUGCCCGCACUACGUGAAUGGUCAAACCAGCUCGGAUAGAAUUCGAUUGGAUGCAGGCAAAAAUUGUACGCUACGCAAAGAUUAAGUACAGCGAACGAUGGCAUCGCAGAACGGGAGAGAAUCGAAGGAGGCAAUGCCCAAAGCAAAUGGGUCUGUCUCGGCUGCGAACGGUGGAGUGCAGCAGCAGCAGCAGCAACAGCAGCAUGGCCAGCAGCCGCAACAGGAACAUUCGUGUGAAAUCUGCGGCAUGUCCGGUCUAUCAGAUGACGGGAUGCGCGACCAUACCCGCCAGAACCAUGUGGAAGGCAGCGCUCAGUGUCCGUUUUGUGGACUCACAGGCGUACCAGCAGCCGAGCUGCUGCUCCACGUGAACCAGGCUCACCUCGACUACUUAACUCCGGAGAAUGAGCUGAUGUCCUUCAUUGACGACCAAACGCCAAGUGUCGACGGUGAUUCCGAUUCCAUCUCUGAGUGCCGCGGUUUGUCGCCUUCCAUCACAUCCGAGUUGCUGACACCGGUAUCUCUCGGCGGCAACGGCAAGAUGGGUCAUAGCAGUGCCAGUAACAGCAGUAUGAUUAUGAUGAGUAUCGGCGGAAGCAACAGCAGCAAUAAUCAAAACCAUAAUCAACUGGGAACCAUGAGCGGUAGUUCUACCUCGCAGCACUUGCCGAACGGCGGAGUGCCCGCGAUUGCCGCUACUUCCUCGGCAAAGUUGAUGGCGAGCAGCAGCAAUUCCACGGUGGCCGGAAGCAGUAGCAUGAGCAGCAGCCGGUCAAGUUUAGGCAGCAGUAGCACUAACGCAAGCAGCAGCAACGCCACGGUUUCGAAUGGUUCGAUCCCGAAUGGCAAAUCCAGUAGCCUUCAUUAUCACUUCCCUGAGGUAACGAUAGCAACGGGCAGCAGUAGCAGUAGCGGUGUCGGAGAAUCGAACACCAACGGUGCCAUCGCCAGUGGCAGCAAGGAGUCGGCGGUAAUGAACGGGGGUGGUGCCGGUUGUACAACCCCGGCCGGUGCCGUCGCUGGAGCAGGUGGGCAAGGAUCGCCGCUGCGCUCUCAGCUUGGUUUGAAGUUGAAAACGAACAAACCAAACUCGUUCAAUGGGACUGCUGAAAACAACACUGCUGGACCAACAACGAUGACGAUUACAACGACGGCCACUACCAUCACCACCAAGCAAGCAAGCCCACUGCAAUGUCUGCUCUGUCCAUACACUUCCGACAACCCUUCGGUGCUUGAGGAGCACAUCAACCGGUCGCAUUUUGAUCCGCUCAGUCCCGGUGUUAAUGGAGCUGGAGGUGGUGGUGGUGGUGGGGGUGGAGCUAGUGGUGGUGGAGGAUCACAAGUAGACACCCUCAGCGUGCUGCAGUGUCCGAUUUGCAAUCGCACGUUCGAGACCGGUUCGGAUCUGGAGUUGCACGUGAACAUCGAACAUCGGGAUAUUCUCAGCCCGGCCAAGGCGGAUAGCGGAAGAGCGACGAACGGGACACCCUGUAACGGUGGUGCUUCGGCAUUGAAUGGUAGCUACGGUGGAAGCAGUAGUAGCCUUUGUCCAGUGUGUGGCAUUUCAUUCGACAAUAUGAAAACACAGGACAUGGAGUACCACAUCGAGAAGCACUUCUCAAAGAGUCCACAAAACCCGUACCACGCAGGCGGUGGGAGCAAUGAAGCGUCGGCGGUUGUCGUGGAUCUUGAAAAGCAGGCGCAAAAGCUGCGGGAACAACGAGAGUUCGAAUUGUUGCGGGCCCAGUACGGAAUGGACGAUCAGGGUAACUUUAGAGAGCAGUCGGCGGCGGCAAUGCAGCGGGCCGUGUACGCGGGUGAGAUGAGCGUGGCAGACUACUAUGAGCGGCAGGUCGGGCUGCGGGCGGCCGAAUCGCACGGUGUCGAUGAUGGAUCGUCCUGCACGAAAUCGGUUUCGCCGAGGGUGCUGUCCCUGUCCUCGUCGUCUUUGACUGUGAUCAAGACGUACGUUUGCUCGAGCGUAGAUCACUACGCGUCAAGCUACGGUGACAAGGGUUGGGGAUGUGGCUAUCGAAAUCUUCAAAUGAUGCUUUCGUCGCUUCUGCAGAACACUUCAUACAACGAGGCUCUUUACUCCGCCUGGGGAUCACAUGGUCCUGCCCGAACGGCUAUGCCCAGCAUCUCUCGUUUGCAGCGCAUGGUAGAAGCAGCCUGGGCGCAAGGCUUCGACAUUCAGGGCUCGGAACAGCUCGGUUGCAAACUACACAAUACGCGCAAGUGGAUUGGUGCGACAGAAAUCGUGACAGUCCUGUCCUGGCUUCGUAUCCGCUGUGAGCUGGUAGAUUUCCAUCGACCCACCUCGCCGGACGGCCGCCAUCCGGAAUUGUUCAACUGGGUGCUGCGUUAUUUCGAGGAACCGAGGAUUCACACACCUCCGCUGUACUUACAGCAUCAAGGACACUCUCGUACCAUUAUUGGAAUCGAGCAGCGAACGUCCGGCCUCUCGCUGCUAGUGCUUGACCCAAGUCAUGGACCCCGCCAGGUAGCAGCACUCGGUUCGUCGCAGGACUCUCUACGUUUGAUACGCAAGAAUUCGGCCGCAAUGCGUGCCCCACAGUACCAGGUGGUGGCUGUAAAGGGAUUGAUUGAAACAGAGGAACAGUAUCAGGCUAGUAAAGUAUUAAAAUCCUUACGCAUUCCACCUGACCGUUGACGUGCCGAACGGUGGAAUCGAUCGAUCAUACGUCGAUCAACACUUGUAACCGUUUGUUAAUCAUUUACACCGCGCAGCACAAUAAUGCCGGCUGCCUUCGUAUCAAGGGACAGCACACUCAAAGAAAACAGAACGCGAUUCGAUUCGCUGAUUCGAUGUUUAAUUUAAAUCUACUACUUAGACUUACCGCUCUUUCCAAACAACAGCCAAUCUUUUCAAAACUCCCCCGAUAAUGCAUGAAAGUAAAACGUGAUGAGCUUAUAGCACAAAUACAGCACAUGUGAACGUGUGCCCGUGUACACGAACGUUGCACGAUGAUAUCUUAUAGAAGAAAAAUGUUCUCCUUUCCGUUUUUUAUGGAACCGUUCGACAUCGCACUUACCUGGCCUAUGCGAAAAAUGAAGAUUAACGGAAUUGAAUAUACCGUAAACUGAUUCGAGGCAAACAUGUUAAGCAGAAACCUAUGCGUACCUAAAUUAAUAAUGUAUAGAUAAGGGGAACAGACAUGCCCCAAAAAAAAUGGGAAUCCAAAUGAUUUCUGCUCCACGAUGCAAAACACGAAAUUAAACCCCAUUACUUUCUUAGUUUUCAUAUCAAUGAUGUGUGGGCCUAAAAAGUUAAGUUAUGUUUAAAUGUUUAUUACAAUGAAAAGUGUUAUAAAUGUAGUGUAUCCCGGCAGGUGGUAACUGUUUACGCUCAAAGCGCAACUUAUUUCAAUCUAAAUAUUGAUGGUGUUGGUAUUCAUAAAAUUUGCUCAGAUCAGACGUCGAGAAACCUGCGUUGCUCAUUCCAUGCUUUUGGCAUCCAAAAUCGAACUCUUCAAAUCGAGCAAUAGUUUCCAACGCGGCACACCCACACCCAUUGCCCCAUAAAUAAACCGUAUUUACGGUACUCAAUUCUAUGUUUUGCUCGGGUGGAUCAUAGUGGUAUGUAAUUCUGUUCGAAAAUUCUUAUUCAUACAAUUGCAGAAAAAAGAAACGUGCUUUCAUAAAAGAUUACCAAUUCAUGGUGAGAAAAUUACUGGCAAAACUAACGGUAACACAAGUGACAAUCCUCUUCCUCCCAGAAUAAAACUAAAAACCAAAAAUAUGCAUGACAUUUAACCUAGAAAAAUCUCAAUACGCAAUGCGAACACUGGCCCCCGACACACUUGUAAAUCAAUUUACCCAAAUAAGGAUACGAUCGUUCAGUGAAAAAUCGCACGGAACCUGCAAGAGUGAUCCUAACAGUUUUCAAUUAAAAGGAUUGUGAUAUAACUAAGAGCCACGUAUCUAUCGACAAAGCAGGGGCGAGCAUUGAAAGGUGAAACAAAAACAAAAGAAAACUAUAAAUAAAAUGAAAAAAAUAAUUUCCAACAUCGGACGGCCAAUCGGGAUGCAAAUGGCCAACGGGAUGAUGGAUUACGUAAAAAACGGUACAAAGUAUAAUAAUCGAGCGAUUAUAGAUAGCCCUUACCCUUUCGUGUGUGUAGCGCUGCCGGGUGUCCAAAUUUUUGUGGGUAAAAUGCGAUUGGAACUAACAAUUAACCAGAAUAACAGUAUAGCAUAACGCAUCAAAAUUCGUACACAGCUCCCAUUUCUUGUGUUAAAAUUUUAUUCUCAACUCCUUAGGCUAGCCAUUCCAUUUUAUCUACAAAUCAACCAGCCAGCGGAUCCCUGCGGCUCGUCCCAGAGGGUCAAGAAAGUAAUUAAACGAACUAAUCCAUAGUUAACUCCAUUAGUUAGCUGUUGGUUUCAGGAUCUUAGUCUUAGCUUCUCAGUGAUACUUGUUACUUGUUCACAUUAAGACAAACCCUUAUUCCAUCCAAUUCAUCUGUUCUCUACCGAUGAGGCAAAAUUAGUCCUUACUGCAAGCGGUAUAGUAAUAGGUAUUUGCGAUGCUUUAACCGUAAUUCAAAAGUCAGGGUUUUAAUGCUGCAUUAUGCUGACUUGUUUCGGACACACUUUAUAAAAUAGAAAUCAGCCGAUUCGGUGCACAGAGCAAUAAUUUUUCGCAUUUUGUCUUUUAAGCUAUUAUUAGCUUUUAUAGGUAUUUGUUUGUUCAGUGUGUGUAAAACUAACAAAAAAAAUUAUAACGAACGGGAAAAGUUAACAAAACAUUGCAGUGCAUAAAAAUCAACA
Anopheles coustani is the source of this 5724-nucleotide messenger RNA. Its product is annotated as zinc finger-containing ubiquitin peptidase 1-like. Bases 1028 to 3604 code for a protein of 858 amino acids. Gene Ontology annotation, cellular component: nucleus. The transcript is spliced from 6 exons. Gene Ontology annotation, biological process: regulation of gene expression. NCBI's taxonomy places the organism in Eukaryota, Metazoa, Arthropoda, Insecta, Diptera, Culicidae. The record is from RefSeq and is a predicted model, not a curated record.